GUACGCGUAAUUGAUGAUUUCUCGGCGAGCUUGAUUAAUGAGUGUACCGCGCCGACAGAGCGUAUCCGGAUGGAGACUCUCGAUGUGCUCGUCAGCUUGGCGCGGGCUCUGCGGGGCCGGGGGCCCUUGAGGCUCCGCAAAGAGGAUUUCGUGCGGGCAUUCAAGACCCUGCCGCUGGCGCUGUCUGCCCUGUGCAUGGCGGCGGCCGCCUGGGGGGAGGCGGCGCAGGAGGGCUGGGCGCUGCUGCUGUGGUGCUGCCCGUUCGGUGCGGUGGCGAGCGUGUAUGCCUGGGGGCGGUUUGGAGGCGCUGUGCAGGCGAUCCUGGGCCGGCCUUUCUUCGCCCCAGCCGGGAGAUUCGUGGGCGACUUGUUCGGAAUCGACCCGGAGGGAGGCUGGGCGGAGGGGCCCUUAGCGGGGGCCGCUGGAGCAUCUCGGGUGUCGCGCUUCGUAAUCGGGACUUUGUUGGGCUGGGAGUUGGACGAGGAGAAGCGCGCGUCGUCGGCCGAGUCGGCCGAGGUCCUGGGCGUAACGGUUACGGUAAUCAAUAAGCCG
This is a messenger RNA of Prorocentrum cordatum, 552 nucleotides long. The record is from the annotation of a GenBank genome assembly. NCBI's taxonomy places the organism in Eukaryota, Dinophyceae, Prorocentrales, Prorocentraceae.